CUCUCUCACGUCUCGGCAGGCUUGGCGACGCCAUGUUUCAAGGGCAGCGCGGUUGGUUUUGCGGUAGCGUUAGCCGCGAUCUGAGGCAAUUCUGGGUGGCUGAAGGGGGAACGAUCAGUGACCCGCGAGCCGCCGACUUCUUGUUCAGCUGUGAUGCCUCGCACCCAGACACGCUGAGAAUAUAUCAGAGCCUUGAUUACAUAGAAGAUAAUGCUACAGUUUUUCAUGCCUACUAUCUCUCUGCAGUAGCUAAUGCCGAAAUAAAAAACUCGGUGGCUUUGGGUCAUUUCAUUCUUCCUCCUGCGUGCCUGCAAAAAGAAAUAAGAAGAAAAAUUGGUAGUUUUAUUUGGGAACAAGACCAACAUUUUCUGAUAGAAAAGCAUGAUGAAGUAACACCAAAUGAAAUAAAGACCCUUAGGGAAAACAGUGAACUAGCAACAGAGCACAAAAAAGAAUUAUCCGAAAGCCCAGAAAAGCAUUUGAUAAGAACUCCAGUUGUAGAAAAGCAGAUGUACUUCCCUCUACAGAAUUACCCAGUUAACAACAUGGUAACAGGUUAUAUAUCAAUUGAUGCCAUGAAGAAAUUCCUUGGGGAGCUACAUGACUUCAUUCCUGGAAGUUCAGGAUAUUUGGCAUAUCAUGUUCAAAAUGAAAUUAAUAUGUCUGCUAUAAAAAACAAAUUGAAGAAGAAAUAUUAAAUUAAAUUGUAAAUAUCUUGGCACUUAUUUUCUAUAAAAUAUUAUCGAGAUGUGCAUAAUGUAAAAUGCUCCCUUUUGGUACUGGGGGAUAGAGAAAUGGGAAAUAAUUUUUCUGUUUCUCAGAAUAUAUCUUCAGGAAAUACAGAAUCAUUUUGCUUCUGUGUUUUGACAUUUUUUCCCCUAGCUUUUAACAAUAUGUUCAAAUAUUCUCAAUGCAGAGUUGUUAAGGAGUAAUUGUCAUUAAAAUACAUUUCAUAAGAAAUCUCAAUCUCAAACUCUCCAUCUCUCAAUCCUCCUCCUCCUCCUGUCUCUCUCUUUCUCUUUCUUGCUUUCUCUUCUCUCUCUCUCUUUCUCUCCUCCCCUUCUCUCUUUCUGUCUUUCAAAUGUUCUUUUGGCUUUAACAUUCUAUUAAUUAUAUAUUUUCUAGAUUGAAUACUGUGAAUGCUAAGUUUUAUUAUUCUGGUCAUCUUAUUUUGAUUUUAAAAAUUAGGAUGCUAGUUGAAUUCUGAAUUACUGUUUCUGAUUUGAAACAUGAAGAAAAACAUUUUAAUAAUUCAUAUUUCAUGUUGGAUGGUUUCUGAUAAUAAAUAUUUCAAAAGCGACUUAACAUAAA
Symphalangus syndactylus (siamang) is the source of this 1311-nucleotide messenger RNA. RefSeq names its product telomere repeat binding bouquet formation protein 2 (gene TERB2). Gene Ontology annotation, cellular component: nuclear inner membrane. The record is from RefSeq and is a predicted model, not a curated record. Gene Ontology annotation, biological process: meiotic attachment of telomere to nuclear envelope; homologous chromosome pairing at meiosis. Lineage: Eukaryota; Metazoa; Chordata; Mammalia; Primates; Hylobatidae.